This is a messenger RNA of Mya arenaria, 549 nucleotides long. RefSeq names its product E3 ubiquitin-protein ligase TRIM33-like. Lineage: Eukaryota; Metazoa; Mollusca; Bivalvia; Myida; Myidae. The transcript is spliced from 2 exons. Gene Ontology annotation, molecular function: zinc ion binding. Bases 1 to 549 code for a protein of 182 amino acids. The record is from RefSeq and is a predicted model, not a curated record.
AUGGCCACUGGAGCAGCUUACAAGGGGUCUGACCUUGUUUCUGACUACAAUUGUUCGAAGUGUGAGAUAUUUGACCUAAACGUUGAAGCCCAGCACUUCUGUUCAGAAUGUGAACACUAUCUGUGUGACAAUUGUGUAAAAUCUCAUAAUGAAUAUCAUAGAAAGCAUACCGUGUACAAACGUGAAGACAUUCCGAAGUGGGCGGGGGUCACGAUUGACAGAUGUGACCAACAUGGCAAAAAGCUGGAGUACAACUGUAAUGUCCACCAGGAAUUGUGCUGCUACCGUUGUCGAGAACACAACCACGGGCGGUGUAGCAGCUUCAGUCGCCUGCCUGACCUGGCCAAAGACUUCCUGAAAACUGAAGAGUACAAGCAGCUGCCAGCAGCAGUGGACAAACUGAGGUGCAGUCUGGAUGAGCUCAAAAAUGAUAGAAUGAACAAUGAAGCCUUACUAAAUGACACAUACAAGAAAACUUUGGCUGAAGUCAAGACACUCCGCAAAAAAAAUAAACAACAUUUUGGACCAGCUGGAGAAGACGACAGUUGA